UUUUGCGUUUUUGUUUCUUUUAUUCUCGUCCGUCAUGCCUCGGGCACUCACGAUACCAAUGCCGCAGUCUCUUUUGUUUGUUUUAUACCACUUCAGCGAUUUUCUUUUUGGGUGGCAACCAUCUUUUUUUUUGGUGGCAGACUACAAUCAUCUGCUCAACAUCUCUUACAUUUUGCAUAACCAGUUGGACUUGGAAAAGCCUGUAAUAACUUGGGUUUUUGGCGUUGAAAAGAGAGAAGAUUCUGCUAUCGUAGCAACCGGCCUAUCAGUGUGAUGGUAGGAGGAAAGCAUCACAGUAGGAGAUGCAGGAA
Molecule: messenger RNA, 311 nt
Organism: Bipolaris sorokiniana ND90Pr
Lineage: Eukaryota; Fungi; Ascomycota; Dothideomycetes; Pleosporales; Pleosporaceae
Exons: 1
Coding region: 35-274 (79 amino acids)
Source: RefSeq, a predicted model, not a curated record